Messenger RNA from Pecten maximus, 1958 nucleotides. RefSeq names its product dimethylaniline monooxygenase [N-oxide-forming] 3-like. NCBI's taxonomy places the organism in Eukaryota, Metazoa, Mollusca, Bivalvia, Pectinida, Pectinidae. The coding region runs from base 40 to 1470 and encodes 476 amino acids. Gene Ontology annotation, molecular function: flavin adenine dinucleotide binding; N,N-dimethylaniline monooxygenase activity; NADP binding. The record is from RefSeq and is a predicted model, not a curated record. The transcript has 6 exons.
GUUUUGCGACUGAAAUACCACCUUGUAAAUUCCUUGGAGAUGUUUCGCUUUAUUCGUUUGUUGACAGGACCAACACGCAUUAGCUAUUCAACGUUAACUACAGACAACUUUGAGAAGACCUGGGUGAAGCCUGUCUCUAGCAGUGAUAUCAAACGUGUUUCGAAGAAUAAUGACUUCCCAGGAGUCGGAGUGAAGAAAAUAGCCGUGAUUGGAGCGGGUGUGUCCGGGCUUUGUGCCCUCAAACAUCUCUCUCAGAAGCCGCAAACCUUCCAACCAACAGCUUUUGAAAAACAUCAUGAGGUCGGCGGAAUCUGGUCCUACACCGAGAGAACUACUGAUGAGUAUGGAAAUCAAACCCACUCCGGAAUCUACAAUAACUUGAUGACAAAUGGCCCCAAACAGUUAAUGACAAUUCCUGGAUAUCCGCACGACCAGAGUGGUAAUUCGUACCUACAUCAUACACAAAUACUAAAGUACGUCCAGGCAUUCUCCAACCACUAUCACCUGGAUCAAUACGUAAAGUUAAAUACUAUCAUUAAUAGUAUUCGUCCAGUUCCGACUGAGGACAACCAGGUCACGUGGGAUGUGACGUACUGUAACAGGUACAAUGUCGACGAAACCGACACCCAACGGUUUGAUGGCGUCAUUGUUAGUACGGGUCACUACUCAAAGUGCCACAUUCCACACGUGGAAGGGAGAGACAAGUUCAAGGGGAGUGUCAUCCACAGCCGAGAUUACAGGAGACCAGAGGUUUACAAGGGUCAGAGAGUCUUGAUACUUGGCGCCUCCUUCUCCGGUCUGGACAUAGCCUUUGAUCUGUCAACAAUGGCCAAACAGAUUUAUAUAGGACACAGGGACUCGGAGCUAUCGACUAAGAUUCCAGCCAAUGUCUUAGAGCGUCCGGAUGUCAAUCACUUAGCGGAGGGCAACCGAGUCGUGUUUAAAGACGGGUCUGAAGCGGAAAUUGACAGCAUAAUUCUCUGUACCGGAUACAGUUAUCAUUUCCCGUUUCUGGCUGACGACAUCAUACAGUUGAAGGAUGAAAGGAUAACGCCAUUGUAUAAACAUCUGGUACACAUCAAAUACCCGAAUCUUCUUUUUGUUGGACUUGCGAGGUGUGUGUCGUAUUUCGCACAGUCAUAUGAACAGGCCAGGGCGGCUUCCAUUAUCCUAGAGGGCGGUGUUAGAUUCCCGUCAGAACAAGAGAUGAUGGAAGAUGCCGAGAAGGACUUUCAGCAAAAGAGAAAAGAAUUCGACAUGACCCACCUACAUGCACAUUAUAUGGGAAAAGGUGAUUUGCAAUGGAGGAUGAAUAAAGAUCACGCCGAGCUGUGUGGUUUCGAGGUAGUCCCACAGGUUGUCAAGGACAUGUUGGAACACGUACAGAUGACCAGAAGCGGGGACUUUGGCAAUUUCCGCAAGAAAAACUAUUUCUACAAAGAUUCCAAAUCAUUUGGCGUAAGCAACUAAAAUAUUUAUCAUCAGUGCCGAGAGCUAUCCAUAGUUGACAAUUUUACAGAACAUCAAUGGAAUAUCUAGUACAUUUCGCAGGGCGAUCGGCAAUGCGUACCACGUUUCAUGUAUAUUUGAAGUAUGUUUACAGACAUUGUUUACCGUUUUGUCUGUGAAACAGGAAGACUUACACAAGCAUGUUUAAUAUAUAACGAGUAACAGAAUACAGUUGACUGGGUGUUUCUGAACAUGUACAUUCUGAAAUUCUUCCUCCCCAAUACACGUAUCUUCCAACUGAACCUAAAGCAAUUACUACCUAGACAAGUAACUAUUCUAACUGAAAAUUAAAGUAUGGAUGCCAAUUUGAUGUUUAACUGAACUGUUUUGAUUUGUCAGAAAGAUUUAAUUGAUAAAAAGGCUAUACAUGUACCUGUACUUAGUAUUGUAGUCUCUUAAAUAUAACAAUGUUUUCAAUGUUUUAAUUUAAUUGGAAUUAAAUAAUAUCA